Canariomyces notabilis is the source of this 804-nucleotide messenger RNA. RefSeq lists its product as uncharacterized. The coding region runs from base 7 to 804 and encodes 265 amino acids. The transcript is spliced from 3 exons. NCBI's taxonomy places the organism in Eukaryota, Fungi, Ascomycota, Sordariomycetes, Sordariales, Chaetomiaceae. The record is from RefSeq and is a predicted model, not a curated record.
CAGAAAAUGACGGCCCCAGGGUCACUACCUCCAGACGCCGAAUAUGGUGCCAUCCCCUUCGACUUAUUCGCGCUGGAUCACUGGGACUACUCUCUGCCGCCCGAGGAGGACGAACAGCAGUGGAACAACCUUGUCCAAAAGUACCUCAGCCUCUCGGAGCGGGAACGCUUUCCAUGGCACCAGUGGGGCGGCCAAGUCCAUCCUCAAAUUCCCACCCUCACGCCCGAGAACGUCGCGCGGGUACUCCGCCCCCACCAGACCGCCCAAGAGCGGAUCAUCAGCGCGUACGCUGCCCCUCCGUGCUACAACUUCGUCUGGUUGCGCACGUGCUACGACCCGGCGCUCCAGAGACAGUACGACGAGCUGCUCCGCGCCUCGGGCGCCGGGGGUGACUUGGCCAUGGGCCCCGAGUGGGUUCUGGACAACGCGGCGCGGUAUGACUUUGGCUCGGAGCGGAGCGAGAUUGUGGCGCGCCUCGUGCGGCGGAUCCCGUCGCUGUGCGAUCCGUACAGGGCGAGCGUCGAGGAGGAUUACGACGUGUAUCGUGUCGAGGAUCAGGAGAGCGGUCAUGAGAGCGAGCUCGUGAGGGCGUCGAAUCGUGUACGGUUGGGAGUGUGUGUUGUCGAUGAGGAGGCCAUCAGGAAGCAGAUGGUCAAGAUUUUCUGGCUGGGGGAACACGGGCAGUGUCUGUGGCAUAAUGAGGUAGCCCCGGACAUGGUGGAGGCCAUGUCGGGCGUGUUUAAGGGCGGCUUCUCGCUGGAAGAGGGAGUCGAGGGCUUUUUUACCGUGGGAGAGCGAGGAUGA